AUGGCUAAAGGAGCAGUUUACAGGCCAGUCGACGAGGUCGAUCUCGGCCCCGACAGCGACGAGCCUUAUGUCCACGCAAAAGCCGAACAAUUUUCUCGAAUGGCCGGUCGAAAGAUGAUGAUGAUGACUUGGCUGUUGGAGGCCCCUUUCAUCGGAGCCAUAUUACUCUUCUUUCUCAAGAAGAUCAAUCGAAUACCCGAGAUGAUUUCAUUGGCAGAGCUUCAAGAAGAUCCUGUCUUUGUGCCCCUGCAUCCAUAUCGAGGGAUUCCUGAUAGGGACGCGAAAUGUCUAGAACCGGACAUGUCGCCACCGGACAAAGUUCAAGAGGCCGUCGACUGUCUUAAAUCACCUGAAGUACUCGUCUCCGAGAGGUCGCAGCUCGAUUUCCGGCGCUGGACGAUAUUGGACUAUGCAAGAGCUUAUACCUCAGGAAGAAUAACUCCUGAAAUGGUAGCGCGUCGAUUUUUAGCAUUCCUCGGCGAGUCAUCAUCGGAGAGUCUCCGGAUGUCGUUUUUCAUCAGCAUUGACGAGGAAGACAUUCGAAAGCAAGCAAUGGAAUCAUCUGCUCGAUAUCAGAAAGGACAACCAUUAUCAGUUCUUGAUGGUGUUCCCAUAGCCAUUAAAGAUGAAAUAGACUGUUUACCAUAUCCAACAACAGGAGGAACGACGUGGAUGCACAAAGUAAGACACUGUAAGAAUGACGCGUGCUGCGUUAGUCGCCUCCGGUCGUGUGGCGCUGUAAUAGUCGGCAAAACAAAUAUGCACGAGCCCGGCGCAGGAAUCAGCGGGAUAAAUCCUCACUACGGGGCUGUUCGAAAUCCCUACGAUAUAAGCAAAGUUACGGGAGGUUCUUCGAGCGGAUCUGCUGCUGUCGUAGCUGCUGGAUUGUGUCCCGUCGCACUUGGCGUAGAUGGCGCCGGCUCUGUAAGAGUGCCUGCAGCUCUUUGCGGCGUCAUUGGCUUGAAGCCGACUUUUGCGCGCAUUCCAACCAAAGGAGUUCUUCCUCUAAGCUAUACGGUUGCGAUGGUUGGAAUUCUUGCGGCGACAGUCGAGGAUGCACUCAUCGUUUAUGCAGCUAUAAGCGGCGAGGCUUCGCCUGAUUGCGUCGGCGCCACCGUGCCGAAAAUAGGAUUGCCGCUGCUGAAAUCUGCGAACCACAAGUCUUUCGACAUCAAAAUGGCGAAGUACACGAAGUGGUUUGAUGACUGCAGCGACGACAUUAGACUGUGCUGCUCCAAUGCCGUCGAAAAACUAGCGCGCACAUACGGCUGGAAGGUUGUAGAGGCGACUAUACCGGAUAUAGAGGCGAUGCGGUUGUCCCAUAUUAUAACAAUCGGAUCCGAGUGUUACAAUUAUUUGGCUGCCCACCUCCCCGAGUACAAGGCCGAGAUGGGAUGGGACAGCCGGAUGGCUCUCGCGAUAUACGGUUCUUACAGCAAUCAUGAGUACAUAAAUGCACAGAGAAUAAGGAAUCGCCAGCUGGAAUUCCACAAGAAGAUAUUGUCCGAAGUAGACAUCAUCGUUGCUCCAACUGUCGGGGCGACUGCAUACACAAUACAGGACGAUGCUGUCGAAACAGGAGAACUGGACAACCAAAAUGGAGUCGCAUUUGUUCGUUACCAAGCAGCCGGAAACUUCUUGGGAUUGCCUGCAGUCACUGUGCCUGUUGGAUACGACCGAUCGGGUCUGCCUAUCGGCCUCCAGUUCGUUGGUAAGCCGUGGUCGGAAUCGCUGUUGAUUCACGUUGCAUCGGCUCUUCAGGAGAUAUGCAUGUCGGGAUACAAGAAGCCAGAGGUGUUCUACGACAUGCUUGGAAAAUAG
Molecule: messenger RNA, 1821 nt
Organism: Andrographis paniculata
Lineage: Eukaryota; Viridiplantae; Streptophyta; Magnoliopsida; Lamiales; Acanthaceae
Product: fatty acid amide hydrolase-like
Exons: 20
Coding region: 1-1821 (606 amino acids)
Molecular function (GO): catalytic activity
Source: RefSeq, a predicted model, not a curated record